AUGGCGUCCGACGAGAUUAUCUGGCAAAUCAUCAACCAGCAGUUCUGCAGUUUCAAACUUUCCACAGAGAAGAAGCAGACGUUUUGCAGAAACGAGAACAAUGUCACAGGUCUCUGCAACAGACAAUCAUGCCCGCUGGCAAAUUCCCGUUAUGCCACCGUUCGACGCGCUCCGAACAAGGACACGCUGUACCUUUACAUGAAGACGAUCGAACGUGCGCACAUGCCCUCGAAGCUAUGGGAGCGCAUCAAGCUGCCCAACAACUACGCCAAGGCCCUGGAGAUGCUCGAUGACAAGCUCAUCUACUGGCCCAAGUUCCUCGUCCACAAGUGCAAACAGCGUCUCACCCGUCUCACACAAGUCAACAUUCGCAUGCGCAAGAUCGCCGCCGAGGAGGAGCGCAUGGGCGAGAAGCUGGUACCGAAGAUGGCGCCCAAGAUCCGGCGCCGCGAGGAGGCCAGAGAGCGCAAGGCCGAGGCCGCCGCCAAGUUGGAGCGUACCAUUGAGCGCGAGCUUGUCGAGAGAUUACGUUCCGGCGCCUACGGCGACCAACCCCUCAACGUCAGCGAGUCGAUCUGGAGGAAAGUCCUCAACUCCAUGGAGAAGGAGGGCGCUGGCAAGCGUGAUAAGGACAUGGACCCCGGUAUGGAGUCGGAGCAGGAGGGCGAGGAAGAGGACGAGUCCGAGGACGACUUGGAGAAGGAGGUCGAGUACGUCUCCGACAUUGAGGAGAGUGAAGAGGAGCUCGAGGACAUUGAGGACUGGCUCCAGAGCGACGAUGACGCCGAGGAUGAUGACGAGGAGGAGGAGGAUGACGACUCUGAGGACAGCGACGAGGAGGCGGCUCGCAAGGCUGGCGACAAGCGCAAGCGCGGCCGGGCGGUCAAGAUGAACCAGAAGAGGCUGAAGCAGAAGCAGGAGGAGCGCCCCAAGAUUGCGGAGGAAUUGACCUGGUGA
Molecule: messenger RNA, 957 nt
Organism: Colletotrichum abscissum
Lineage: Eukaryota; Fungi; Ascomycota; Sordariomycetes; Glomerellales; Glomerellaceae
Exons: 2
Coding region: 1-957 (318 amino acids)
Biological process (GO): maturation of 5.8S rRNA; maturation of LSU-rRNA
Cellular component (GO): preribosome, large subunit precursor; nucleolus
Source: RefSeq, a predicted model, not a curated record